AUGUCGGACCUCAAAGUUCUUAUCGUAUGGAAUAUUUGCCGCUCCCCCAUGGGUGAAGCUGUACUGAGGGACGUCGCAAAGAAGCGUGGAGUUGAUAUGUUUGUGGACUCUUGUGGAACUGCAGCGUACCAUGCUGGAGAAGAACCUGAUGGCAGGCGACACAAUAUUCCAAUCGAACAUAGCGCUCGUCAGAUACAGACAUCCGAUUUCACUCAAUUCACUCAUAUUCUUGCGGCCGAUGACUCUAAUCUUCGAAAUCUGGAACGUGUCAAGCCAAAGAACGCGACAGCAGAAGUGUGUCUCUGGGGAUCUUAUUUGGAUAAUAAGCCUAUCACCGACCCAUAUUAUGGUGGAAUAAAUGGAUUUGAAAGGGUUUAUCAGCAGUGCUUGUCCCUCUCAAACGCUUUCCUAGAUCAAGUUGCAAAUGAUAGACAUAGUCAGUAUCUGUAA
Lentinula edodes (shiitake mushroom) is the source of this 450-nucleotide messenger RNA. Its product is annotated as phosphotyrosine protein phosphatase. The transcript has 5 exons. Gene Ontology annotation, biological process: protein dephosphorylation. Lineage: Eukaryota; Fungi; Basidiomycota; Agaricomycetes; Agaricales; Omphalotaceae. Bases 1 to 450 code for a protein of 149 amino acids. The record is from RefSeq and is a predicted model, not a curated record. Gene Ontology annotation, cellular component: cytoplasm. Gene Ontology annotation, molecular function: non-membrane spanning protein tyrosine phosphatase activity; acid phosphatase activity.